Molecule: messenger RNA, 1672 nt
Organism: Trichosurus vulpecula (common brushtail)
Lineage: Eukaryota; Metazoa; Chordata; Mammalia; Diprotodontia; Phalangeridae
Gene: DEPDC4
Product: DEP domain containing 4
Exons: 9
Coding region: 1-1635 (544 amino acids)
Biological process (GO): intracellular signal transduction
Source: RefSeq, a predicted model, not a curated record
AUGAUGGCGGUUCUUUUGACUCCGCGGUUCCGCAGGCUCAGCAGCCAGAGCGAGCUCCGACUGCAACGGCGAGAUGGUCUCCGGCUCCGGCUUAGCGCCGGCAGCGGUAUCAACCGGAGGAGAAGGACAGUUAUCACAGGAUGCUCGGGUCCUUUUCAAGCUACUCAGCUCUGGAAUGGUAUCAUUCACUCUCUUCACACGCAGGUGGAAAUAAAAAGAAGACGGCAACAUUUCCGAACUUAUAAAGACUGUUUUACUGGUUCAGAUGCUGUGGAUGUAGUGUUAGGUCAUCUUAUGCAGAAUAUCUCCUUAAGCAGCAGUGACAUCUCCCGUCUCAAUGGAGUGCGUCUUUGCCAAGCUCUCAUGGAUCAUAAAGUAUUUGAACCAGUAGGAAUGAAGCUAUUCAAAAGUGAAAAGGAAUUGGAAUUCGAAGACACAAAUAGCAGUCUCUAUAGGUUUCUGAGCCGUAAUCCCACUCCUGAUUUGUCUAAAAGAAAUGAUGAUCCUAAAAAUAUGGGGCUUAAUCAAAUAAAAGCAGAAGGACUCACCAGAAUAGAAGAUGAGACGAUUUCGAAUCCUUUAGCACAAGAAAUUGAUGAGAGGACAAUUGAAGAACUAAUUCAUACUAUAAAUGGGCAUACAUCUUUUCCUCCAGAUAUCACAGUUGAUAAACCAGUUUACGUGCUUUCAAAAAAAGUUGUGGAAGAUGUGUGGAAAGAGCAAACAUUGUUAAGACUCCUCCAAUUAAUUCACCUUCCAAUCUUAGAAAGUAUUUUAGAGCCUCCAAUAAAAAACCAGAAUGUUCAGUUGAACCGAGAGGAAGAUCUCAUCAUCUCCAACACUUGCUUAGAUAGAGAGGUUAUUCAUGGCCUCAGUUUGUCUGAGAUUGACAAUUGGCUCAACGCAGCAAUUGAAUGCCUGGAAUAUUUCCCAGACCAGCUAAUAGUGAUGGUUAGUCAGCAGCUAGUUCAAAACACUAACGAAGAAACAAAACUGAAUGUUCAUAAGAAGAUAUUCUUUGAUGUUAUAGUAAAAUAUUAUAAUCAAGAAAGAGAAUGUUUACUUAAUGACAGUUAUUCUGAUGUUCAUUCAGGAAUUAUUGAACUUCUGGAGAAGGGGAAGCGAGCAGAAGCUCUGGAAGCGUCUCAACUCUACCUGAGGCUCCUGUUCCCCAACAUCAGGGAAGAAUUACGCAGACUCCUCACUUUUAUGGCCAUAGCGUCAGAUCCUCAUGGCUACAAGUUACAAAAACAGUAUGAUAACAGAACAGUGGUCAUGAAAAUGCUUACCAAAGCUGUUUUGCAAAACAAGUCAUUAUUGAAAAUACAAACUGAGCGACUGGUCCAAUUUCUGCUAGAGAACCAUUGUGAGCUUCUUAAGACACCUUUGAAUUUGUUGGACUUGGUCAGUAGGAAAUUCAGAAGCCUUCUUCAUGGAGAAGAUCCAGAUCUUAUAUCAGGUUUCACGUUUUGUCAGCGUUUGACUCGUGAAGAAUAUGAGGGCCAAAAACAAAGGACAAGUGAAGAGCUCCAGCGGCUGAUUCAGGAGAUUAAUGUCAGCUCUAGUAUUCCUUUCAAACAGAAAAAGAAACUGAUGAAGGAAUUUCAGAAACAUCACCCAUCAGCUUUGAAUUAACAUUUUAGGGGCAAAAAAUUGGAUGCAGUUUUGUACA